CACGUGCUUGUUUUGCGCUUUGGUGUCGGUGCCGAUAUACCAUUAAAACUGUUCUAUAUAACUAAAACAUACAUACGAUAACGAUUUUAACCCUGCAAAUUUAUAUUUGAUCAACUAUGAUUAAGAAAUAUGGCCGAGGAAGAACUUGCUGCGUUCAGGGAGAGUUGGAAAGAAGAACUAACGAGUAAAAACGACGAGGAGCGACUUGUUUGUGCCCCUUCCUCGGAUGUUCCUAGUCAGUCAGGUCAGGGAGACUUGAGAAAAAGGUAUUUUGAAGACUCAAAAUAUCUCAACACAGCCGAUAGUACUUCAAAGCUAACAGAAAGGGAAUGCACUGAUGAUGCCUCAGAUACAGAGGAUCAGCCUGAGUAUGUGUCCAUUGCACGGAGUUUGCUGGAUGGGAGGACCAGUCCCCUGCUGGACAGGAUUCAGGAGGAGAGAACCAGGAGAAAGAGGCAGUAUCAAAACAUGACCAACGCCUGCAGCAAAUCCCUACAGCAAAAGCAACAGCAGCAGCCUCAGAGAAAAGUCAAGAAAGAAGAAGAGCUUUUGGAUCAACUUAUUCAGGACCUGAAUGAAGUCAACGACAUUCCCUUCUUUGAUAUCGAGCUGCCGUAUGAGUUAGCUCUGAAAAUAUUCCAAAAUCUCAACUGUACUGAGCUGGGCCGAUGUGCACAGGUGAGCAGGGCAUGGAGAGUCCUUGCAGAGGACGGCGUUCUGUGGUUCAAGAUGUGCAGAGGGGAGGGCUAUCAUCAGGAGGCCAGCGUGUCUGACUCCCCCUGCUGGAAGAGCACGCUGCGGGACUGCAGGAACUCGGCCAAGACCGUGCGCUCCAACUGGAAGGUGGGCUUGAGCUGCUCUGCUGCAGCCAAUCAGAAUCACACAAACUCAACACUGGCACUAGAGUUUGUCUGGGGAAAUAAGGGCACAAUUUAA
Molecule: messenger RNA, 936 nt
Organism: Notothenia coriiceps (black rockcod)
Lineage: Eukaryota; Metazoa; Chordata; Actinopteri; Perciformes; Nototheniidae
Product: F-box/WD repeat-containing protein 8-like
Exons: 3
Coding region: 130-936 (268 amino acids)
Molecular function (GO): protein binding
Source: RefSeq, a predicted model, not a curated record